UUACGUCACACACGGAAGCGCUUACUGGAAAAUGGAAUAGACCAAAUGUCUCCAACGGAGGAGUUGGUCAAGCAGUGGGAAAGUGAGCAGGCCCAGCUCCGAAAGCAGGUGGUUGAGGUUGACACGGAGCACUGGCAGAAGUGCACAGACUUCUGCGGAUUGGAGCGGGUUGCUGGACUGGACCUCUCUUUUAUAAAAGGUGAUGAGAUCAAUGCCUGCUCCCAGCUGGUAGUACUCAGGUACCCCGAUCUUGAGGUGCUCUAUGAGGACAGCCAAAUGGUAACUCUGACGGCACCCUACGUGGCUGGCUUUCUAGCCUUCCGAGAAUCCCCUUUCCUCUUGGAGUCUUUGCAGCGUCUUGAAAGAAACGAGCCCACUCUUUUACCUCAGGUGCUGUUUGUGGAUGGCAAUGGUCUCUUUCACUACAGAGAAUUUGGACUUGCAUGCCAUGUUGGAGUGCUGUCAGGGCUGCCGUGUGUGGGUGUUGCCAAGAACCUUCUCCAGGUCCAGGGAGUGUACAAAAACGAAGAACACCAAUCUCAGAUAUCAGCACUACAGAAAGAAGGUGACAGCUUUCCACUUAUAGCAACCUCUGGCAAAGUGCUUGGAAAGGCAUUACGUACCUCAGACAAGAGCACUAAGCCAGUCUAUGUGUCAGUUGGCCACAAGAUCAGUCUGGAUACAGCUGUAAAACUCACACACUCCUGCAGCCGAUUCAGAGUUCCAGAGCCAAUUAGACAGGCUGACAUUCGUUCCAGAGAGUACCUCCGUGCUCACUUUCCUGUGACAGAGACAGGAAGCACUGAAUGAGUUUCUGAUGACCUAUUCCAAACCAAUGGAGAUGCAAAUAGCUAAGACAGGAGGCUGAAGGGCAACAAUUUCCUUGGAAUUAGAAAAGGGAGGAGGUGUUGGUGAUGCUCUGUGUUGGUCUUUUUCCACCCUUUGUGUCUCUCUCUUGUUGAAUUGUUCUCAUGCAGUGAAAGUCAAAUGACAUCCAUUUUCACCAUACACAAAAACCCAGAUUUUCUCGUUUUGCCUCACCUCCCUCUGCCAGGGUGCUGCCACGCUCCACUCAAGGAUUGAUAAAUUGUCACCAGCUGCCUCAUUUUUCAUGAAGCCUGCUUUGUUUUUCAACAAGCAUACAUCAUACCUUUGUGAACCCCUACGUCAUCAGAGGAAUAAGCUCAAAACCCCAGGACUGAUAGACAAGAAGAAGAAGUUGGGCGUUCUCAUCGAAAGCCUUUUUCUCCCAUAGGUUUACUGUAUUUUUCGGACUAUAAGUCUUUAUAAGUUUAUAAGUUUUUUUUCAUAUUUUGGCUGGGGGUGCGACUUUUACUCAGGAGCGACUUAUGUGUGAAAUUAUUAACACAUUAUGAUAUCAUUUCACAUGUUAUUUUGUUUUUUUGGAGUGACACUGAUGGUUUGGUAAACUUGUUAGCAUGUUCUUUAUGCUAUAGUUAUCUGAAUAACUCUAUAGCUAUGGCCACGUUCGCAUUCUGCCUUUGGCAAUGUGUGUUCAAUUGUAUUAUUUACUUUUUUUAUAUUGAAAUGCAUGCUUUUAGUUUGUGGCGCUUUCCCGCCCACGUGGGGGCACACUCGCACUUGUUUACGCGAAGAAGAGCGCUCACACGCCAGAAGAAGACGGACAGCUAUGCAGCGUCUCUGAGUGAGUGGGCGAGAGAAAGAGAGAGAGAGACACGGCUGUGAACCUACGUUCAUUGUUUAUGAUUGUAAAAUAUCUCUACAGAGGCAACACCUGUGUGUAUCAUCUUUUCUGUUGUUUUUGUGUGUUUUCCACCCGCGAUCGGACACUUAGAGUCAGUUGUGUGGUUGUUUGAACAAUGUGCUAAUGCUAGUGAACGCAUGCUAACCGUUUAGGUCAUUGCAGUAAUAGCACCUAAUUAUCAUUUAUUUAUGUUGAUGCGAACCUGUAUGGUAUCGAGGACCAAAUUGAUUCAGCAAAUUAUACGGACGUCCAGCAUCGUCAUUUGGGAGUUUAGCCCACUGAAUAGCCAGGACCGAGCCGUAGCGUCCUGGUGAGGACAGUAUAUUCGCAUUUCGUUGCUCAUGCACUGUACACUGUACAUUUAUUCAGCAUGUUGUUCUCUAUUGUAUUUUUAUUAUGGCCGGAACUUUAACGCAUUAUUUUCGAUCAAUUAAUUAUAAAGCUUUUAACGCGUUAAAUAUUUUAACGCAAUUAAUUGUUUCCGUUCAAAUUGUCCGCAUGCGGAACCUUUCUACUGAUGCGUUUCUGGUAUGCCGGUAAAUCUGAAGCACACAAACAAAGCUAACAGUAUCAGUGAUGGACGACGACGUUUUAUCUGGACCGUUGGGGGGUAAUUUUUCCUAUAAAAAGCGUUCUGAUGGGACAGAAGACAAGAGCAUCGUUUUGUGAAAGCUGUGCAAAAAGGAAUCACCAAAGCAGUUCCAGCCUCAAGUACUAUCUCAAUGCUAAACACGUCGGGGCGAGCACAGACUUGGCUAACGCUAGCGUUCACACUCGCGGCAACAAACGCUCCAGCCAGCCUACUCGGGAUGAAAUGACUUGUUUCCAAGCCAAAAUAAGUAAGUUUGCAUCAGAUAAAUUAUGCAACUCCCUAGCAAAAUGGAUUGCAAAGGAUUAUAGACCACUUUCUGUGGUGGAGGACGGGGGGCUUCAGUCCGUGCUACAAAUAGCUACAUCUGACUCAACUUACGAACUACCGUGCAGGAAAACUAUGGCAAACAAGAUUAAGCUGCUAUACGAUGACGAAAAGCAGACCAAAGAAGACCUUUUGAAGUCUGUCGAGUGUGUUGCUUUGACUGGAGACCACUGGACUUCCUUGAGCAAUUCUAACUAUCUCAGAGUGACCCCACAUACAAUACAAGUGGUCAACAAUGAAUGGCGUUUGGCGUCUUUCGUCCUGACUGUGCAAAAAGCCAACGACGGGCACUAUGCAGUAAACUGCGCGGACCAGUUUUUCUCGGUAGCUGAGUCCUGGGAGAUUGAACGAAAAGUCACAACAAUUGGUACGGAUUGUGCCAGAAAUAUGAUGGCAGCAGCAAGACAACUACCGUUCCAGCACAUGCCCUGUGUGCCGCACAUUUUGCAAAGAGCUAUCACAGUGUGCCUGUGGAUUUAAUGAUGUACUGACAAAAUGCCGCAAAAUAGUAGGUCAUUUCAGACAUAGCCCAGCCAACACAGAGGAACUGCAUCAGGAGCAAAGAGCACUGGAUCAGGAGAAGUACCCUGGCCAAACAGAAACACAAGCUGGUCUUGUUGUCUGCCACAGAGCGGAUAAAGCUGGAGAAGUUGGCUGCCAUCCUUUAACCAUGCACGUAAACUGAGUAAUUUAAAUGAUUUCUAUAAUAAAUAUUGCCUAAAUUGGAUUUGUGUAAUUGCUAACAGAAUAAUAAAAUAAAAAUAAAACAUCCUUUUUUUUAAAAUAUAUUUUUUAAUUAAUUUAUUUAUUUUUAAAUGCAAAUAUGUGACUGAACUAUUUGGCGGUGAGACGUAUGUGUCCUGUUCUGUGGGGUUGCCUGCCCUUCGAUACCUGGACAACACCAUGAAGGUCUCAGAUGGGGACUCAACCUACAUUGUGAGAUUCAAGACUGCCUUAAUGAAAGAUUUGUCUGAGCGCAAAGCUACACUCAACCAAGAAUGGCUCAAGCUGGCUACAGUGCUCGACCCGCGCUUUAAAGAUUUAAAGUGUCUUCCAAGAGAAGAGCGAGAAGGGGUGCGGAGCAAGCUUGAGGAGCUUCUGCAGGCAGAAUCCAACAAGGCUACUUCAGAGCGCAGGAAUGAGCCGCUAAAGACAAGAGGCCUCUUGUUCUUUGCUUCAGAUUCUGACUCUGAUGACAGUGAUGAUGGUCCUAGUCCUUCCCUGAGCCUUUACAGAGCUGAACACUCAGUCAGUGAGACAGACUGCCCACUAAAAUGGUGGUCAGUUCACGCAGGAGCUGAUCCACAGGUGUCCAAUCUGGCCAAAAAGUAUCUAGCAAGUCCCGCCACAUCCGUUCCAUGUGAGAGGAUUUCCUCACUAGCUGGAAACAUAAUUCAGAAGAAAAGAGCUGCAUUGAGUGCUGAAAAUGUAAAUAGGCUUAUUUGUCUCAGUAACUGGCUAAAGUAGAAGUAACUCCAGAGGUUUUUUCAUCUUAGUUGCACUAAAUGUUGAAUGAGGUUUUUUCAUCUUGGUUGCACUAAAUGUUGAAUGUUAAAAAACUUAAUGUUGAAGUUUUCCACUUUAAUUGUUAUUUUCUUGCCAUUUUAAUUAUUAGUUUACAAUUCACUAUUUGAUAGAAAAUGUCAAUAUUUGAUGCCUCGUAGUUGUAAUUUUUUGUUAAGCUCAAAAAGGCUUUUUAUUGAGAACAUGAUUUGUUUUGUCAAUAUAUGGUUUUCAAUUAGAAUGCGAUUAAUUUCAAUUAAUUAAUUACAGACCCUGUAAUUAACUCGAUUAAAAUUUUUAAUCGAGUCCCAUCACUAUUUUUUAUAUUAAAUUGCCUUUCAAGAUGACAUAUCUGUUCUAUGUGUUGGAUUUUGUCAAGUAAAUUUCCCCCAAAAAUGCGACUUAUACUCGGGUGCGACUUACAUAUGUUUUUUUUUUUGUCUUCGUUGGGCAUUUUAUGGCUGGUGUGAUUUAUCUGAA
Messenger RNA from Corythoichthys intestinalis (scribbled pipefish), 4625 nucleotides. Its product is annotated as endonuclease V-like. Gene Ontology annotation, molecular function: RNA endonuclease activity producing 5'-phosphomonoesters, hydrolytic mechanism; single-stranded RNA binding. The transcript has 9 exons. The record is from RefSeq and is a predicted model, not a curated record. The coding region runs from base 46 to 810 and encodes 254 amino acids. NCBI's taxonomy places the organism in Eukaryota, Metazoa, Chordata, Actinopteri, Syngnathiformes, Syngnathidae. Gene Ontology annotation, cellular component: cytoplasm; nucleolus. Gene Ontology annotation, biological process: DNA repair.